Molecule: messenger RNA, 1966 nt
Organism: Stylophora pistillata
Lineage: Eukaryota; Metazoa; Cnidaria; Anthozoa; Scleractinia; Pocilloporidae
Source: RefSeq, a predicted model, not a curated record
UAAGUUUCAUUUUCGUUCCCGAAAGCGGAAGUCACUGACGCAUCGUUGUGUGAAGGGACAUUUUUAGACCCGUUUCAGUGUUUCAUACGCCUGACUCUGACCGAGGGCUCUUUUCAUUCUUAUGUUCUCAGAGACGAGAAGGUUCUAAAUUUGAGCCUGACGUAAUUUUCAAAUUCGUUUUUCUAUCUCCCCACGUCAACGACUAAUUUGGAACACAAAAGAGGUAACAACUACCCAACGUGGUCAUUUUCAAGGUUUUCACACUUAUAGCAACUCAUGGAAAGGAAGGUAGUUGCCAAAAAAGGGCCAUCAUCACCUCGCAGUGAAAUGUCCGAGGAGGAAGAUGUAUUUGAUUACGCCAGAUUUGAAGACUUCAGUAACGAAAGUGGACCUGUACCGAGAGAGGCAUAUGCUGCUCUAAGGAAAGCAUUUCGAAGUGUGGAGAAGCGUUUACAUGUGGCUGAGGCAAAGGUAUCUGAGCUAACCACAAAGUUAAAACAGAAAGAAAGAAAAGGAUCUCAUGAACAGUUGUAUCAAGAAAGAGAUGCUCUACUGAAUCAUUUACAUAACAGCUAUCUUGCUUUUGAAGAAAAAUUUGGAGAGAAUGAAAAACUAAAGAAGAUAAUUCAAGAAUUACAGCUUUCUCAGAAAGAAACACAAAAAUGCAUCACAAAGGGGAAAGGUGGCGCUCAGUCCGGGCCAACCUCAGAGAGGAAAGAAACGCAAGAAGGAAAAAAAUAUACAGAUUUAGUCGUGGAGUUGAAAGCAAUGGGUCUAGAAAUUGCAGAAGAAAUUGAUCAACAAUUCAUUAUUUUAGUAGAGAGGGAUAAUCUGAAAAAGUGGAUAGAAGAAAAGUCGGAUGGAAAUUUAACUAUCACAAUACAAGAAAAAGUUACAGAAAAUAACGCGAACCAAACCGAAACAGUGGCAUCUCGUGUAGUGGGAUACGAACAGUCAGAAGGAAAAAGAAAAAAACUUGAAGCGGAGGUUAUAUUACUUAAACAGAAAAUUGAGGAUCAGGCGCAGGAACUAAAUCGGUUUUACAAGAUAUUUAAGGAAGUAAUGGUUCAAAAUAAAGAACUACGAGCUAGGGAACAGAGGAACGAAAGAGAAGCCGGAGGGGUGACUAAAGAAGUCUCAAAACCAGAAGAAGCUCCGGCCGCAAAGAGAAUAGCCCUGCCAACAAAAACAGGUACCGUAGUUCAGAAGCGAACAGAGACCAUUUUGUCUACGGCCCAACAACAAGUUGCGGAAAUGAAAAAGGUUCGAGAACACUUGAAAUCACAUGAUAAUAGCUUGCAAAAGCUGGCAGAGCUUACGGAGAAAACAACUGAAGAUUUUCUAAAAUUAAUCAGAGAAUCGCAAGCCAGGCCAGUCGGAGCUGAAUCGUCGGGAUAUCCGACAGAAAGCCGAACUAGAUGGCCGGUGGAAGGAGAGACUUCGUUCACUCAGCGGCAGCGAAUCGAAGAAGUAGGAAACUUUGAACGGUUAAUAGCCGAAGAUGCCCCUCUAAGCAUUCCCGUUCAAGAAGCAUCGGAAUACCACAGACUAACAGUUCAAGAUGAAACUGGAGCAACUGGCGGCUUUGGCCGAAGGUUGAAUACAGAAAAGUUUUUAUCUCCUAUCUCAGAGUCUUCUUCAAACGGAGCCGAAGGAAGGGCAGUUCCCAUGGGAACGGUUUUGUCCGAAAACACGGGGACUGGAGAGAGUGAUAUUGAAGUUAUUGAUGAGGAGGAUUUCAUUGGGGCAACUCCUGUAGUCGGAAAAAUAUGCCCAAUGUGUGAGCGCUUUUUCCCUGAAAGCUAUGGUCAAAGAAAAUUCGAGGAUCAUGUGCAACAGCAUUUUGUCGACGAUUCGUAGUGAGGAAGUGAGGAAAGUGCCUAUUCCUCCAUGAACUAAUCGCCUUGUAGAUGAAUAUUCUGUCUAAAAAAGCACAUUAAACUAUUAAACGUAUUUUGAUUGGUUC